Molecule: messenger RNA, 1866 nt
Organism: Bufo bufo (common toad)
Lineage: Eukaryota; Metazoa; Chordata; Amphibia; Anura; Bufonidae
Gene: BCL10
Product: BCL10 immune signaling adaptor
Exons: 3
Coding region: 290-961 (223 amino acids)
Biological process (GO): apoptotic process; positive regulation of extrinsic apoptotic signaling pathway; adaptive immune response
Cellular component (GO): CBM complex; cytosol
Molecular function (GO): kinase activator activity; NF-kappaB binding; transcription coactivator activity
Source: RefSeq, a predicted model, not a curated record
AGGAAAUGAGAGAAGGCACGUCACAGCGGAGCAAAGAGGAAGGACUGGGUUAAAACAAAUCAUCGACAACCUCGCUGGCAGGAAGCACACAGUAACCUGCUCGCUGAGACUCGUCCCUUUGUAACAGGAAGCACGGCAGGUUACUAGAGAAAAGUCUGCAAAGGAAACCGGGCGAGGUGGUGCACGGGCAAAAAACGCUCUGAGCUUGUGGUUUCACCUUAGCACUCUCACUGCACUACAGACUAUAGACACAUCACAAGCUGGGGGGGGCCCUUCAGGUGCACCCAAGAUGACGCCCCAACUGAACGAAGAUGUCAUGGCAGAUAUUAAGAAAGAAGCCACUGAACGCUUACGACCCUAUUUAUGUGAAAAGCUGAUUGCGGAAAGACACUUUGAUUACCUGCGCUCAAAAAUGAUACUGAACAAAGAGGACACAGAAGAAAUUUUAUGCCAAACAACAAGUCGGAAAAGAGCUGGAGAAAUGCUGGAUCGACUGGCCAAAAAUCCAAAAGGGCUCGAUGCUUUAAUCGAAUCCAUUCGACAACAAAGGACACAGGACUUUCUUAUCGAAAAAAUAACCGACGAGGUGCUACGAGUGAAAAACUCAUGGCUGGACUCCUGCAAAGAUUGCUGCUUGGACCACUCCCCGACAUCCAAUGGAUUAAGCACUGCUGAUGAAAAACUGGCGUCGCCCCAAAUGGAAUCCACAAUUCUCUACCACCCUGAAGGCGAGCCCAGUCUCCCCCAUUGUUUUAGUUCCCCCCCUACACUGAGAGGUCCAUCUACUGUCGAGAACAAAUCAAAGAACAGCAACUUCUCCAACAAGUUCCCCAAGCCCGGAGAGCUCGGAGCGCCCCCACUUCCCAUCCUUCCUCCAGGGGAGCCCGUGGAGACCUGUGCGUGUUCUACCAUCGACAGCCAGUUUCUUCCUCUGAGGUCCAGUUCUCCUUUCAAUCCAUGAUCCCACAAUAUAUACUGUGCCCUUAUGUCACCAGGUAGCAUCGGAUUCAUGUUCUGCACAGCUCUGGUCACUGAAUGGUGGAGUAAUUGACAGAAGAAAACAUCAUGGACACGUACAGUAAUUUUUUGUGGACUUGAUUUGUCACCUGGAGUACAAAGCUUUCCUUUCCGGUUUCCCAUUGUAUGGGGUUGGACUGAAUGGGAUGGGGAUAGAGGGAUACUUACUUGUCUUCUACUUCGUGGUAUUGCUACUAGCAGGAAGCUAAUGCUGCUACUAUGGGGCUAAUAUUGAAAACUGUCCUGGUGCUGUUUAAACCCCCUGCCCCCAAAAUAGUAGCCAACUACCAGGAGGAAGGUCCAACCAAAGUCACAUCUACCUCUAGUUAGAAUGGGUUGGUUGGACUUGUAUGGCAUAUCCACAGGAUAUCCUAUAAAUGCCUAAUAGAAUGUGAAGAAUGGGGGGGGGGGGGAUAGUGCACGGUUGCUUAGCUAUUUACAAAAUUGCCAUAUAACUGAUAGAGCUGCGCAUGUGCCCGGCCACCUCUAUACUGGUUAUCCGAGUGAAUGCGGCGGGUAAAAGGAUUCCCUUUUAUCCAUACGGGUGCGGGUCCCAGAGGUGGGACCCACAUUUAUCAGACAUUUAUGGCACAUCCUGUGGAUAAUACUUCAUUACUGCUCCAAUGGUCAUAGCAAAGGAUUUAAAACAUUACUGGUGGUUCUCAAAUUUUUGGCAGGAUCCACUGACACUUUCCUGUGUAUACAUCACGGGAGAAUGGGACUGGACGGAUUGGGCGUUUACUUGUCUGAUCUCACCCCAGUGGUUGGCAGGUGCCAACCGUACAGAGGUCAAGACGAAGACUGACAAAGGAAGAGAAGGCAGCACACACUAUGGGGGACCUUUAUUAU